Molecule: messenger RNA, 228 nt
Organism: Diaporthe amygdali
Lineage: Eukaryota; Fungi; Ascomycota; Sordariomycetes; Diaporthales; Diaporthaceae
Exons: 1
Coding region: 1-228 (75 amino acids)
Source: RefSeq, a predicted model, not a curated record
AUGCUCACGUUUAUCUACCUUGCAUAUUCCAUGAUGGCCUUGCUGUACGAGACAGUUCCUAAUUUCGAAGACACGGAGGUCAAAUGUCUCGGCGACCUCGGUCGCUACGAGUUCCCGCAUGACCACAAGGUCGAGCAGAAGGAAUUCCUUCAGACUCAACGCUCUCUUCCGGAUGACUGGAAGCUGAGAAGUCUACUGUGGAACCACGACUCGUUCUUGUAUCCAUGA